This is a messenger RNA of Serpula lacrymans var. lacrymans S7.9, 1216 nucleotides long. RefSeq lists its product as uncharacterized. The transcript is spliced from 2 exons. The coding region runs from base 540 to 1136 and encodes 198 amino acids. Lineage: Eukaryota; Fungi; Basidiomycota; Agaricomycetes; Boletales; Serpulaceae. The record is from RefSeq and is a predicted model, not a curated record.
GCCUUCGUUCUGAAUACAAACACCAUCGGGAUGAACUAUAUUAAUGAAUUCAGCACGAACCGCCACUCCCAGUCUCUGAAAAGCACUCCAGGUCGACACUCAGAUCUUUGUUUCGACGAUGGAAACCUCGUGCUCCUGACCGGACCAUCCUAUUUCCUCGUGCACCAAGGCCUUCUCGCUCGACGUUCAGAAGUCAUGGAAAAACUAAUUCAUUCCAUCGAUAGCGAUACAGCAGAUCGCCUUGAAGGCCGACUUGUCCUGGCGCUUUCAGACUCGUCCGAAGACAUGGCUUACUUCAUACAAGCCUUGUACGAUGGAAUGUGAGUGCUCAUAUAUUGUUACAGCACUGAGAACUAUAUAUUAUAUGAAGCUCUUUCUUAUCUUAUGACGCGGAUGGCUUUGCUGUGGUCUCUGGCCUACUUCGCCUCCUGACCAAGUACAAGGUACAUCAUCUUAGACACGACAUUCUACGCUGUCUUUCUGCUUACUGGCCCACGACCCUAUCUCAAUGGGAAACACGAGAGAACAAAGCAACAGACAUGGAAGGCACUUAUGCACCUCGGCGUGCUCUCCCUCACCCAAUUGAAAUCAUACUACUAGCCCGCGAAAUUGAUGCACCUGCCCUCCUUCCUUCGGCCAUGUACGACCUGUCACGCUAUACACCAAGUCAAGCCGCUUUGGGGUGCACAUCCUCACAAACCGGCGCUAUACUAAGGUUAGGCGAUGACGACCUGCUCAACAUGCUAAGAGGACGCGAACAUGCUUCCCGGUUCUUUUCCACCUUUAUCGUCAACGAGCUCGAGGGAAGAGAGCCGUCGCUAUGGUGUCUACAUCGUAAGGAAGAGAAGCCAAUCGACAGACGGGCGUGCCAGAUCGCAUUCGAGACAAUCACGUUUGAACUGCUCCGGGACGUCAAUGGUGUCGUGAACAAUCGUACUUCGGAUCCUCUGUAUGCCAUUUCUGACGCUGAGCUCCUACAAACCAAAGAAGACAUGCCUGGUGGCGACAAUGUUCCGACAAUGCGGACAUGCGAACCAUGCAGGUCCGAGUUCGGUACAGUGGUGGACACAGCAAAGGAAGAAUUCUGGCGGAAAUUACCUGUCUGGUUCUGUGUCGACGUUCCUACGUGGGGGUAAACAUGCUCAAGGAACGCAUUUUUCAUUUCAUCUUGUAUUCUCUCGUCCUGUCCAAACAUUGUUCUUGUAUUAGUAUUUUU